CAACAAUGGCGGAGGUUCUCAGUCCAUUUGUGUACUGGGGGCAGGGAAAAGAUUUUAUUUCCCUCAAGAUCGACCUUAGAGACAUUGAGGAUGAAGAAGUGGACCUGAGAGAAGACUCUUUGACAUUUUAUGCUCAAGGGAAUGGCUUGAAAGGAAACAACCAAUAUGGCUUCGACAUUGAUUUUUAUCUACCAGUUGAUUCUGAGGAGAGCAAGUACAGGGUCACAGAGACUGGUGUGGAAUUUCACAUCAAGAAAAUUGGGGAAGGGGAGGUGUGGCCCCGUCUCACUGAAAAGCAAAUGAAACUGCCCUGGCUCAAGAUUGACUUUGAUAAGUUUAUGGAUGAGUCAGAUAAAGAACAAGAAGAACAAGAGAUGUAUGGUGAGAAAGAGUUCCUUGACAGAAUUGAAAAAGAAAUGGGAACUCAUGAUCCCACAGCAAAACCACUGAAGUUCAAGUUGUCCUACAUCUUCUUGUACAACCUAUUCCAGUUUAUUGGAUUCUCAUAUGUGACUGUCAUUUUACUGUACAAGUUCCUCAGAUACGGAGAAGAGAUCAAACACAAUGCAUUUGAGGCAGUUGGUGUCCAGCUGAUGGUAUGUCAAGCUGUAGCAUGUCUGGAGGUCGUACACCCAAUGCUUGGUCUCGUCAAAUCAGGCGUCUUUGCUCCCCUAGCACAGGUCUUUGGCAGAAACCUCAUCUUAUUUGUACUACUUCUCCAAGAGCCUCGGCUACACAGUGCCCCUGCUGUGUGGUACCUGUUCCUAGUGUGGAGUGCAGUAGAGCUGAUAAGGUAUCCUUUCUACAUGCUGAGCAGUCUUGAUGUAGAAGUAAAAUUCAUCAGUUGGAUGCGCUACACUGUGUGGAUCCCUCUCUAUCCGCUUGGAUUUCUCUUUGAAGGGACAAUAGUUAUUAUGUCCAUCCCACUGUUUGAGCAGACAGGAAAGUUCAGUGUUACAUUACCAAACUCGGUCAACUUCGGUUUUUACUUCCCCUGGUUCCUACAUACGUACCUGCUUGUCCUGGCGAUAGCUGGGUACAAAAUGAUGAACUACAUGUAUUACCAGAGGAAGAAGAAACUGGGAAUUCAGAAACUGAAAACAGCUUGAGUGACAGCUGUCAAUCACCUGUCAGAUGUCCAGAGUGAAUUGAAAGCCAAAUCCAACUGUGUUCAAUAUUCUCUGUGCUAGCCACCUUCUUCAUCCUUAAUGAGGCUGACCAAUCAUGUUCAUUGCACUGUGUAUCUACUUUAUGAAUGUGACCUCAUGAAUGACAGGAAUCAUUGUAACCUUUUGAUACACUUUACCAAUCAUUUUAUGAUGUUUUUAAUCACAAUAUUCAUCUACAAUAUAUUCCCAGUGUACUUCAGUGUACAGCAAUUGACACAUAAAUUUGUUUCAGAGUUAAUUUUUUUUUUAUCUCUUUUGGUGAACAGUUUUCUGUUUCAGUAACUAUUCUUCACAAACCCUCGUCCUUACAAAGGUUUAUUUACCAUCCCCUUUAGUGUUCAAUGUAGUUCAUCAUCAGUACUUCACAGACUUUUUUACACUCCAUCAACCAUGGAUACAUUUGAUGUAGUUGACUGUAUUGUUUUAUCCAUUAUGAAUGAAACAUUUCACUGUCUUCCUGUUAAUUGUGUGUGAACCCUGCCUAUAUGAACUACUAAACCAAUAUGUAUAGUUGAUGACUGCAAGGUAAAUGCACAUGUUACACAAGAAAUACUGCCGUUUGUGUGAUAUGACCUACCGAUAAAUGUGUGUUAACGUUAUAAGCACAUACCAGACUCUAUCUCACUGACAUCAGGCUUUCCCUUUGGUUACAAAUAGUGACAAAUAAUAGGGUUAGGUAGCUCACUUGUCAAAUUGGCAAAAAUGCUGGCCUACUGUUAGUGGGCACUUCCAGCCUCUAAUGUCACAAGGUGUAAGGUAGUGAAACUGCAUAGACAGUCAUCCUAAACUUGCUCAGACCAUUUCUUUUCAAAGAAAUGUUUAAUCCAGGACAACUGUGUGUAAAACCUUGUCUGUCAGACAACCCGUCUAAGUUAUAGCUUUCCAAAACCUGACAGUGGCUGUUUUCUUUGGUGCCACCAACUAAUAUGCUGUAAAGGUUGAGUAUAAGACAAUCCCAAUAUUGUAGAAUGUUGAACAUAUUUCUAAAAGUGGUGUAAAAACCAAACUCACACUCAUGAGUCAGUAGAGCUACAGAGCCUUGUGCCUCUUAUAUAUGGGUAUGGGUAUCCUUUCAUUGUUGUUUUGUUUUUAUCUCAACCUUAUGAUAAGCAUUUUCAUGACUUAAUGUUUACUUGUUACAUGUGAAUGUUCCAACAAUGGUACAGACUCUAUUCAAUAAUUGAUAAUGCACAUUCAGGUCUUGAAAAACACAACAACAGUUUUUGUUGAAAUGUAAUUUGUUGAUUUGAGUUUUUUGUUCAGUUUUUUUAAAGAAACAUUCCCACAGCUGGCUUAUGGUGGAGGCAGGUUAAAUAAUGUAUGUGGCUUGAGGUGUUUUAGUUUCUGGUGCGUGUCCCAGGACAGAGUGAGUCAAGUUCCUGCGUGAUGAUUGAACAAAGGUGAGACACGGGGGCACUUAUGGUGUUGAGCAGAUGCUGAAUGCUUACUUAUACAUCCAGUAUUUAAACUUCUUUGUGCACCAAUUGUAUUCUGAAAUAAUUAAUCCAGAGGUGUUUAGACCCGGUUACCAUGAAUUGUGUUUAUCCAUUACAUUGUGGUUUGAUGUAGGACUCUGUUUACUUGUAUGAAGUGAGAGACUAUGUUUAAAUGGUGAAUAUAUUGUGUGUGGAUGUAGGAAGGAUGGUUAGGUUGUAAUGUUUGACUUUCACGAUCAUGAUCAUAUAUAUCAUAUUGUUUAAUUCAAUAAGAGAAAACCAAUGAAAGUAAUUCGAUUUAUGUGAAGUACUGUGGUUUCAGCUAAUGUAUGGCAUUAUUGAUUUUCUAGUCUUUGGGUCUUGAAAUUGAGCUUCAAAGUCAGAUGAUAGUAACUGAAUUUAUUUGAACUAAUGUGGUUUCUAAAAAUGUAUGGCAUUUUUUAGUUUUUGAGUCAUAAAUCCGAACUUCAAUCAGAUGAUAUUAAUUGAAUUUAUUUGAAAUACUGUGGUUUCAAAUAAUACAUGGCAUUAUUGUUUCUCUUGUCUUUGAUACAUCAAACUGAGCUUCAAAGUCUGAUGAUUAUCUCCUUAAUCUUUUAAUUAUAUUUAUUGUGAAAACAUUUCUAAAUAUGGCAUCUUCUGUUAUGUCCAGUGGGAAAAAAAUACGUCAAAAUAUGGUUGUUACUAUUGUAUCUCGUGCCCACUAACACUAAGAAAUUGUUUCCUCCAUCUUUUGACACCACUCAGGUUAACAUGGUCACAUACUAUUGUUUUCCUGCAUACUAAAUGGUGUGUGUCUCUUGACUGAUACCUUCAAUGUGGGUUACGUAAGUUCUGAAAAGGUCAAAUAUGUUACUGGUCAGAUUGACUUGUAGCUAUCAAAACCGCUUUCCUAGGGGCUGUAUUUCUAACCGACAGACACUGUAUGUAUGUAUAUUUAGUGUUUGUAGUCAAAACAAACAUGUUACAAGUUUUCGGGAGUCAUUUGUCCAAAAUGAAUAUUGGCAGUACUUUAGAUCUGCUACUGAUCCUGAAGUGCAAGGGACAGUCCUCUCAUUCACAGGAGAUGCUACAAGUCCAGAGUUGAAUUGAGAGGGGUUCACAGCUAUGGGACGUUGAUUAUGGUAACAUCUGUAUGAUAUGUUGAAAUAUGUAUUCAAUUCUCACACCCCAGAGAAUAUGGCAACAUUUCUUUACAAAAUGGCAGACUUACAUAUAUAUGUACCAAGUGAAAAAGGACCUUUUAUUUAUAAAAAAAUAAUUGGAAUAUAUAAUUUUCCAAAUUUACAAGGGGUGUUUUCAGACUUCAUUUGUUCUGUAAAAUAAUUACGGCUGAAAUUGAUAGAUCACUUAUAUUUGAGCACCAACCCGUUCUCUGAUGCGAUAUUUCUAAACAUUUGGUAAACAUUUUCUUCUUAAAUGCCCAAUUUUCUACAACCCUGCCUUUGACAAUUAAAAGAAAUCAGUGAAAGUGUGUUUAUGAGGUGUUAGGUUUAUGCUAUUUUGUCAGUUUUUACAUUUAUUUGAUGUAUGGAGUGUGAUUGAAAUAAAUAUUACAACUGUU
Messenger RNA from Haliotis rubra (blacklip abalone), 4169 nucleotides. Its product is annotated as very-long-chain (3R)-3-hydroxyacyl-CoA dehydratase 3-like. Bases 6 to 1109 code for a protein of 367 amino acids. Gene Ontology annotation, biological process: sphingolipid biosynthetic process; very long-chain fatty acid biosynthetic process; fatty acid elongation. Lineage: Eukaryota; Metazoa; Mollusca; Gastropoda; Lepetellida; Haliotidae. Gene Ontology annotation, cellular component: endoplasmic reticulum membrane. The transcript has 10 exons. The record is from RefSeq and is a predicted model, not a curated record. Gene Ontology annotation, molecular function: 3-hydroxyacyl-CoA dehydratase activity.